Leptopilina heterotoma is the source of this 1687-nucleotide messenger RNA. Its product is annotated as tropomyosin-2-like. Lineage: Eukaryota; Metazoa; Arthropoda; Insecta; Hymenoptera; Figitidae. Gene Ontology annotation, cellular component: actin filament. The coding region runs from base 327 to 1181 and encodes 284 amino acids. Gene Ontology annotation, molecular function: actin filament binding. Gene Ontology annotation, biological process: muscle contraction; actin filament organization. The record is from RefSeq and is a predicted model, not a curated record. The transcript is spliced from 7 exons.
AAUAGAAUGGAAGGGUGGAGAUCGCAUUUCGGCGAGUCAAAUGCAACUUGAAGGGGGUUUUUUGAUCAGCAAAAGAGAAAGAGAGCCAAGCGAAAAUCGGGACGAUAGCCAAAGUUCGUCAAGCAAUUAUAGAAUUGGAUUCGAUCGUAGCGUUCGACGAGAAGAGAAGAGAGCUCAGCUCACGAAGAUUCGUUUUAUUUUAGCUUAGCUUUCGAAGGCAUCCGGUUGUACAUUCUCCUCGCGGAUCAUCGCUUCAACGAAAACAGGUUGAAGGGGCGUCGUUCUGAAGCUUCUGCCUGUGGGAAACAACAUAAAGAGAAAAAACUAUGGAGGCGAUUAAGAAAAAUAUUGCAGCGUUGAAAAAGGAAUUGGACGGUGCUAAUGAAACAGUGGAUACAAAUGAAGUAAAAGCAAAACAAGAAAAUUUACGAGCCGAUACAUUAUUCGAUGAAGUGCGUGAUUUAGAAAAGAAACUCAUUCAAAUGGAACAUGAUUUUGAAACGAUUAAAACGACUUUCGAUACAUCUUCCGCGGAAUUAGAACAAUGUGAAAAACAAUUCACUAAAGCAGAACAAGAUCGAACAAUGCUGACAAAAAGAGUCCAGGAUAUAGAGGAACAACUUCAAAAAAAGGAAGAAUAUCGUGACUCUGCAACAAUCAAAUUAGUACGAGCAUCAGAACUUGCUGACGAUGCUAAAAGAAUGUGUAAAGUAUUGGAGGAGAGAAGUAAGGCGGACGAGGAGAGAACUGAAAAAUUGACGAGUGAUUUAAAAGACGCGAGACUAAUUGCUGAGGACGCCGAUACAAAAUCUGAGGAAGCUCAGACGAAACUCCAAUUGGUUGAGGAAGAACUGGAAUCAGCGGAGGAGAGAGUCAAGACUAGCGAAGCGAAAAUUAUUGAACGUGAAGAUGAACUUUUUAUCGUUAAAAAUAUCGUCAAGUCACUUGAAGUUUCCGAACAAAAGGCCAAUCGUCGAGUGGAGGAAUUCAAAUUGGAAUUGAAAAAUUUGAAAAUGAGUUUGAAAAUGGCAGAGAAACGAGCCGUUCACGCUGAAAGGACAGUGAAGCAAUUGAUGAAAGACGUGGACAGAAAAGAAGAUGAACUGAGAGAAGAGAAGGAAAAAUACAGAGCGAUGUGCGAUGAUCUUGAUUUGACCUACGCCGAAAUGACGGGAUUCUAGGCCACUUGAAACUUAAGAUUACUUCUUUUUUUUACUCUUGCGCUUCUUUUUUUUUGCGUUCGCUUCAUUAAAAAAAAAAAAAACAAAAUGAAAAUGCUAUUCGCUUUUUCUUCCAUAAAUGCUAUUUUUUGAUUUACAUUUUUUUCUGUUGCGAAAAAAAUUUACUUAUAAGUUUAAACAAAAAACCAAGAAAAAAAAAUUGCUUUGCACGAGAUUUUAUUUUUUCGCUUCAUUUCUUCGUUGUUAGCAUAUUUUAAUUUAUCGCUUCGCAUGAAAAUGAUAAUAACUUUCACUAUAUGAUCGAUGAGCGUCAAGAGUUCCUUUUUAUUUUUCAGGAAAUCACUAGCGGGAACUUUUUGACGUGUCACAAUAUUUUUUCGAGCUUAAGGUAUAGAAAAAUACAAACAAACAAAUAUUUCUUUUUCUCAUAGGAAAUUUAUCACUAGGUUUCUAAAAUGCUGUACGUAAAGCUGUAUUUUCAAAUAAACGCCAUUCAUGAAUCUCAA